This is a messenger RNA of Apodemus sylvaticus (European woodmouse), 1306 nucleotides long. It is a transcript of the gene Pou2af3, whose product is annotated as POU class 2 homeobox associating factor 3. The transcript has 4 exons. Gene Ontology annotation, cellular component: cytoplasm. Gene Ontology annotation, molecular function: DNA binding; POU domain binding. The record is from RefSeq and is a predicted model, not a curated record. Bases 294 to 1043 code for a protein of 249 amino acids. Lineage: Eukaryota; Metazoa; Chordata; Mammalia; Rodentia; Muridae.
CACCAGUCACUGGAAGUCUCUAGAAGAAAAGGCCUCUCUAUCUCCAGAAAACACAAAACUAUUACAGAACUGGUCUGGGUAGUCAUAAGGCACCCUGACACCUCACAUUCGUUACCUGAGUGCUCGGGGUAGCUGCAGGACCAUGUAAACUAGGCGUGCUUGUCCACCAAGAAAGAGUUCAAUGGGAAGAGUGUCUGCACGUGACACUGUUAUUGUUUGUUGGUAGGUGUGGGUGUGGGGGAAAGUUCAGACAGGAUUCCAACCAUCUAUGUUAUUACUGGUCUCAUCAGCAUAUGAUCCUGUUCCAGCUCCGUGUAGGACCUCAUGAAUGGGACUUUGGCACCUCAAGCAAUAGGAGGGAGAAACUAUGGAGGGAUGGUGAGCUGUCAGGAAGCAGCAGUAUCCACCUUCCAGACACCACCACGCCAUCGCCUGCAGGACUGUAUUUUGAGCCUGAACCAAUGUCUUCCACGCCCAGUUAUUUUCAAGCCCGAGAAUUUUCCACCUGUGUCUCUUGUGAAGAAAGUCCUAGCUGCCUCGACCAGAUCUUCGAGUCCUACCUUCAGACAGACACACUCCCGGAGCCUUUGCUCAACUCUGCACAAAUUGAUCCCCACUAUUUCCCAGAGAGCUGUCAAGUGGCCCCUUUCUGCCAUACCCAGAGCCUGAUUCCAGGAUCGCCUUCAGAUUCCUCCAGUCUCUCUGGCUCCUUUGACUGCAGUUACUCACCAGCUCAGCUGCCUUCUUACACUCCAGAAAAUUACACCUCUCCUCCUUCUCUGGAUCCCCUACACUCCAGCCUCCCAGAAGAAGGCUAUUUCUGCCAGCAUUGGCCUUCUCACCCCCAGGACAACCAUGCCUCCCCAGCCACCCUCUCCUCUGUUUGCUACUACGCAUCCUGUGAGGCAGAGCAUUUGGAUGCCCUCAGAACCACAGAGUUCUUCUCCUACUCUGCUAUGGACUGUAUGGACUUGGUCCCUCCAACGGCCGCCACUGGUGAUUUCUAUAAGAGGGAAUCAAGCUGUGAUGCCUGCUAUAGUUAAUAGAAAACACACUGGAAUGUGUCAUGAGUGUGUCACUUUCUCUACUACAUCUAGAUGACACUUCAAAACUUUCAACCCAUUCACAAACUUCCCCACAUAUGGUUUACAUUUCACUAUUUUCAAUCACCUGAUAGCUAGCAUAGGAAUGACACAAUGCCCUCAGACUUGGUCUUGUGACACUCUUAUUUUAUACACUCAACUGUUAAAUUUUUUUGUAUGGAUUUUGCUAGUGCCUUCCUUCUCAGUAUAACGAACAAACUCUU